This is a messenger RNA of Somion occarium, 2172 nucleotides long. The record is from the annotation of a GenBank genome assembly. NCBI's taxonomy places the organism in Eukaryota, Fungi, Basidiomycota, Agaricomycetes, Polyporales, Cerrenaceae.
UCUUCUUAGGUGCGCUAAUGUGCGCGCUGGCGCAAGACUCAUUGUAUGCUUGCACACCAUACGUGCAUUGUCUUCAAUGUCAUUCACAUAUAUGCCUCAAAUUUGAGAAGCACGAAGAUACCAUCACAGUUCGUACCUGACAAGUGAUGGUGGUCCCGAAAUAGUGAAUGAUCUUUACCUACACCGUAGCUUCUCUCAGGAUAAUUUCGGCCAGUCGUUCUGCACUAUAUAACGAAACAACAUCCGUCGAUGUGAUGGGCCGUCGCACUUUCUUUUACGGUUUCACUAUCUUCGUCACUACCUGCGGCAGGCCAUCUCAGACAUCCCUUUUAUACAGGGCCUGAGCUUUCUCGCCUGCUCUUGGUUCGAGCUGGUCUCCCCUUUUCUACUUCACGCGGCGCGUGUCCAUGGAUUCAUCGGCCCUUCAGUUUCUUGCCAGGGAUGACGUGAGAUAUGGUUCGGAUGUUGUCUAUGACAGCGCACAUGCUGGAGGCAUUGCUAGUCUAGUCGUAGCGGGCGGACUAUCUGGGUUGGCUGUUCUGUUGGUGUUUGUGGUGGUUUCUAUUCGGUCUCCUACGUAUCACAAUACCCAUGUCAUUCCUUACUUCAUUUCUUUAUUGGUCGCCAAUGUGCUUGAAGCCGCCGGAACAUCUAUGAAUGCCUUGUGGGUGAUCAAACGAGCAGUCCAGCCUGGAUCAUAUUGUAGCUUCCAAGGUGCUAUAAAGCAAGCUGGUAAUGUCGGAAUGGCGCUCUGGUCCUUCGUGUUAGCGGCACAUCUGUUCAAUCUCCUUUUCCUGCGUUGGAAGUCUACUCGUCGUGGACUCUUGUUGACACUGAUCAGCGGAUGGUUCAUUGUGAUCUUUAUCGUCGCCAUUGGACCUAUUGCAAUCCAGACUACGAAGAAGCGAGGCCCAUACUUCGGUCCAUCUGGUUAUUGGUGCUGGAUUACGCCCGACUACCCACAAGAGCGCACAUUCUUGGAGUACUUCUUCGAGUUUCUCUCGGCGUUCCUGUCUUUCGUCCUCUAUACGGCUAUCCUUCUAUGCGUUCGAGGAAACCUGAUGCAAAGCAACGGUCGUUGGCGUCUUCGAUUCGUCCCCAAUGGCGAAAGCUGGCAACUGGCCAUCAGUAGGGAUAUCAUUGAUGCCUCUAUGUUCCGUGUUGCUGUACGAAUGGUCUGGUAUCCUGUCUCGUAUAGUAUCCUGCUGCUCCCAGUUUCAAUCGCCCGUCUGAUCGAGUUCGGCGGGCGUGAGGUUCCGUUCUGGGCAACUAUCCUAGCAGACUUUAUCUUCAACCUUCAAGGAUUUGUGAACGUCAUGCUCCUCUUAGGUACUCGCCGUUUCAUUCCCGACACAGCCAGCCUCCCCAUGUUCUCUACGCCUCGAAAAGAGGUCGACUUCUCAUCGUCUGAAGCUGUUGGUAUCACGCCGUUCAUUCUUCCUCCCAAACCUGAACCAACUCAGUUGGACCGUGUUGAGAGUUAUACGUCUAUGGACUCUACGGCGCCUAUGGUGCCGAAACCCAGGUUCUCAAUGAUGAGACCUAUGUCCUGGCAACGGUAAAACUCUGCGUGUAUUAUAGGAAAGAAUGUGACGAGGAAUUCGUUGAAAUGGUGUCUUGAAUGAUAUGACAUUGAACUUGCAAUGUCUAGAAACGGGGACUGUUUUACCCGGUUCACCUUCUUAAGACGUAACGUUCAUCAAAAAGUACAUUCCAUCCUCCUCUGAUCCUAUUACAUCAGCUAUAGUACAAGAGCAUACGAGUAACGGCGAGAGCAACGGUGAAAUCAAUAACGCGCGGCGUCAACGUCAAUGUGUCUGAGCUGACAGUAAUUUGUUCAGCUCUCGGACCCUCUUCUCCCAAUCUCCCACUUCCGAGAGCUUCCCCUCUAGUGCGAUAAUUUCACGGUCUAGUUCCAUACGCUCCUCUGCAGUCCCAACUUGGGACAGUGACCAGGAACCGCUGCCGUCUCCGUUGAUCGUCAGCAGUCGGUUGUGAUACUUCGUCAGAGACGGUCUAUCGAUGCUCCAGGUGUCAGCAAAAGUCUUCAUUAAAAUAUGAUGUAUUUACCGCAGUGAGAUGGUAAUCAAAGUAAUACCAAGCGCUUUGGCGUGCUCGUACAUCCGGCCUUCGACAUCGCUUGAUACGGCACUCGUACAUUCUGCACAACAA